This is a messenger RNA of Lacerta agilis (Sand lizard), 1112 nucleotides long. RefSeq names its product glutamate rich 5 (gene ERICH5). NCBI's taxonomy places the organism in Eukaryota, Metazoa, Chordata, Lepidosauria, Squamata, Lacertidae. The coding region runs from base 102 to 806 and encodes 234 amino acids. The transcript is spliced from 4 exons. The record is from RefSeq and is a predicted model, not a curated record.
GCAGCAGCGGAGCGGGAGGUUCGCUUCCUGCGGAGGAGCCUCCCCGGGAGACCCGUUUCUUUGCCUCGGCCCGGUGUGGGGAGUGGGGUCCCGCCGCGGAAAUGGGGUGCUCUAGCAGCGCUCAGACCCAGGUCAAGGACUGCAGCCGGCCGGCUCCCAAGUCUCCGGACGCCAACGGGCUGCAGAAAUGCGAGGACAACUUGCCCAUCGCAGUCGAAAAUGAAACCGUUUCUGAUCAGACCAAACUUGGGGCAAUGGAAGAAGUGGAGCUGGGCUCGGAUGGAGCAAAACUAAGCAAGGGUGUUGCUGAAGAGGAAGCAGAUGUUAUGAUCCCUGGAAUGACCAACUGUGCCCUUUCUACCUGUCAAAGAGUCGACCCCGAAGGCACAGAGCCUCAACCAGUGGCGCCGGAAGAGAAGUUCAGCAACAGCUUGCCUGUUGCCCUUUUAGAAGCUGGUGAGCCUCGACCUGUGAAACCAGCCGAAGAGGUUGGUGAGCCUCAAGUAGCCACAGAAACUGCCAACAUUUUGCCUCCGGAAACUGUACAGGACAGUCAGCCUGAGCCUGUUGAAUCAGCAGAGACAGGCGCAGCUGAGCCUGCAACUGAGGAAAUUGUUAGGAGUCUUGUAACGGAAAUUGUGAAGGAGCUGCAAGUGGAUGAAGAACAACAGACUGAGGGUGAGACAGGAGAAAAGAAGGAAACUGAGAUGCACCGUGAUGCAGUAAGUGAGGGCUCUGAAACAAAAGAAGAAAUGGGAGAAGCUACGGCAGCAAGAGAGAUAGAAGCUACAAAUAAUGAAGAGUGACUCAUGGCUUCUGCCUGGACUUCAUCUUUGGCUGCUCAAAUAAUAUUAGCACUGUGAUUUUGGUAUAAUCUGGUUUUUAUAGAAGCGUGUAUGGACUUGUCACUUCUGAGCACUAGGGGAGAAACCAUUUUAAUGAUUUUAUUUUGGGAAGUCAAGUUGCCAAGACACUGAGGAAUUGCAAUGUGUUAACCUUUCAUGUUUGCCAUAGAUUGCCUUCUGUAAACUUCCAUUUAAGUGAAAUCAUGUGUUGCAAAUCAAGAACUUCAUCUACUGUAUUUCAGUUAAAAAUAAAUUGCUAGGGCAAAC